AUGUCAUUGCUAAAUAAAAUCUCAGGUUUUGCUCAAAAAGCAAAGGAAAAUGUAGUAUCAAAGUCAGUUAUAUCAAAAGAUAGAAGACUUGAACAAUCACUUUCUGAAACGAUUAAAGUAAACGAGAUUUACUUUGAAAAGAUGUCAACAUAUGGGCUACCUUCUGUCAUUAAUGUCAUCGCCUUUGAUUGUGUUUCUGGACUAUUAGCUAUUGGAAUAUCGACACUAAUAAAAUUACCUACACCUACUGGCAUUAAACAUCUUCAAUUCAAGUCAGGGUUUCCUAUUCUUGUUGUUAUAGAUAAAGUUAAUAGAAUUAUGACAAUUGACUUGCGUACAAAAUCUAUACGACACACUUUACAAGCAAAAGCAAUUAUUACAUGUCAAACAUAUUGUACAGGUACAGACUGGUUAUUUAUUGGCUAUUCAAAUGGAUGUGUCGAUGUAUUUGACAUUAUGCAAGGCAUUAUAUCCCCAUAUCAAAUUCCUGACCUUUUGCUUGAAAUUCAAAAUGAAGAAGAGCAACAGGAUUCAAGCCAUAUCGUUGUUGAUCUUCAAAUGCAUCCCUCUGAUCUUAAUACGCUAUUAAUUGGAUAUGAAUCCCAUAUUUUUUUAUGGAAUAUUCGUGAAAAUAUUAUUCAACGUUCAUUUACCUUGCGUAAACUAGAAAAAUCAAGUCCAUAUAGGAAUGCAAACUUAACUUGUUUUGCUUGGAGCCCAAAUGGAUCUAGAUUUAUUGCAGGUUAUGAUGAUGGAUGUACUCAUUUAUGGGAUAUAAAAAAUGAGAAUAAACCUAUUAUUUCUCGCAAAUUAUCAAAGGCAUUCUUUUCAGAAUUAUCGACAUCAGAGGAUCAGGUAUCCUCAGAACCUAUCUAUCAAAUUGCUUGGUACACUAACGAAACUGUACAAAAGUCUUACAUUCUAAUUGCUGGUGGAAUACCUCCUGCUGUUAUCCAAGGUUUGCAUAUUUUAGAAUUUAACUUGGGUAAUGAAACAAAGGAAGCUAGUAAACAGUCUAUCAUGCCACUUCCUGUUGAUUUGUCACAUUUCUUAAUUCUAAGCUCAAAUCCCUAUUAUUUGGGAAUGCAUAACCCUUUUGGUAUAGCCAUUAUUGGGAUUGAUCACUGUCUAAGAACUUAUAGUCUAGACUAUGGCUUCCCUCUCCUCAAAUUGCCACCUGCUCUUGAAUUUAUUAAUCCUAAAAUACUUAGUGCCUGUCAUAUUCCUCAAUUACCAAUAAAUUCCUUUAAAAAGCUGACUUCUUGGACUCAUAAUGAAAAAAUGACACGUUAUUUACCUAUUACUGGUGGUGUUACCGGUCCUGAGCAUGUAUACCACAUUGAAUCUAACGAUCUGUUAAUUACCAUUCAUCAAGGUGAAAUAGUCAAAUUCUGGGAUGCCUCUUAUACCGCACUUCGUCCUCUUUCUUAUCUAACAAUUGCAUGUCUUGAAGAUAUCGAUGACAGAAAUACAAUUUUGUAUUGUCUAGAUAUAAAUAAAAAGAAUGGAACAUUAUUAAUAGGAUUUAGUGAUGGAUCCAUUCUAGUUUAUGAAUACCAGGAGAAUCUCAAAAGUCAAACCCAAGUAGAUUCCAGAUUACAAUCGAGAAAUGAAGAGUUUAUUAAUAGCUGUGAUGAUACAUUAAAAGAAAUAUCAGAGCUUUUAGAAGAUAUGGAAACUACUGAAGCUGAUGUAGAAGAGCAUCUUCAUGAAGAUAAAAGUAAUACAAACACAUUCGUUCAUUCAAGUUCAUUAAAAGAACAAACGAAUUUGGAUACAACAAACCCCUUUUUAAAUUCACCUCCUACUCAACAGCAUCAAACUGUUUCUUCAGAACACCAAACACUCUCAGCAGAUUCAAUUCAGCCGCACUCUGGCUUACCUAUCUUCAAAAAAAUAAAUAAACAGCAUGACGAAAAAACAGGGUUCUUCGCUACCUUAAAAAUUACUUUAUGUUCACCCAUCAAAAGUGUAAUUCAUCUUGGUGAAUUUAUUAUUGCAGCUGCAACAGAUGAUGGUCAAAUAUAUGUUAUUGAUAUUGAUAAACAGCUUAUAUUAUUUUCACAUAAUAUUACACGUAAGUUAUUUGUAAAAAUUAAAUUCAACGGUUUUAAUUUUAUUAAAUAA
This is a messenger RNA of Cokeromyces recurvatus, 2127 nucleotides long. Its product is annotated as WD40-repeat-containing domain protein. The transcript has 4 exons. NCBI's taxonomy places the organism in Eukaryota, Fungi, Mucoromycota, Mucoromycetes, Mucorales, Mucoraceae. The coding region runs from base 1 to 2127 and encodes 708 amino acids. Gene Ontology annotation, molecular function: myosin II binding; syntaxin binding; GTPase activator activity. Gene Ontology annotation, biological process: regulation of exocytosis; regulation of protein secretion; establishment of cell polarity. The record is from RefSeq and is a predicted model, not a curated record. Gene Ontology annotation, cellular component: plasma membrane; cytoplasm.